Molecule: messenger RNA, 6619 nt
Organism: Pangasianodon hypophthalmus (striped catfish)
Lineage: Eukaryota; Metazoa; Chordata; Actinopteri; Siluriformes; Pangasiidae
Gene: nlk2
Product: nemo-like kinase, type 2
Exons: 11
Coding region: 1353-2954 (533 amino acids)
Biological process (GO): protein phosphorylation; intracellular signal transduction
Cellular component (GO): cytoplasm; nucleus
Molecular function (GO): MAP kinase activity; ATP binding
Source: RefSeq, a predicted model, not a curated record
GUGCACUUACUGAGCGCGUGGAAGCUCAUUCUUAUUAUCCUGUAGGUAGCGCACGAGUGUAGGGAACAAGCUGGGGAUUUGGGACCGAGUCAUAGUUUGAGUGUGUGUCUUUAGGUCCUGGCAGCACCAUCCGGCUAGAGGGUGAGCCGAGGAGGACACUGACUGCUUGUUUUGUCACUGCCAGCAACACUGGAUGUGUUUUUUUUUGCUUUUGCUGGUGAAUUUCCUGGAUAUUUUUCUAAACCGGAUUUAUGAUUUAUGCGCUUGGAUACAAUAACUAACGACGCCGUAGUGGAAGCAAAAACACGCACGCAUACACACACACACACACACACGCACACACACACAGGAAUCGAUGGGGAAAAUAAGUUGACUGCUGCCUUGGGAGAAAUUGUUGUUUUUUCCUCCUUCUGGGGAAGGGAUUGCUGUCGUUUCUGAUCACCACCAUGGGGAUUUUGGAUACGUAGUGGCUUUGGCACUUGUGAUAUUUUGGGAUUGUUUCUUUUCCUGAGCGCAAGCAACAAUUUCGGAGUGCCAGCCCUCCUGCGCGCGAGCAAAUAAUAAUAAAAGAAAUAUCCAUAUUGAUGAGAGGAUCAGCAGAUAUAUAUACACACACAUAGGCAGCGAUUUGGCAUAUAUGGAGGGAAUUUGGUCGACUUUCCAGCCGUGCGUAAAAUAAGUUCUUCCUCCUGCAAACCCCGCAUGCAGUCCCGGCGGUGGACGCGGCCUCGGUGCAUGGAUCAGCCGACAUGGCAAGCUGGGAGAUCUGAAAGAUGAAUGCAGCAUUCCCCACGCUGACACACAUCCGUCGGUUUCCCCCUUUCACACUGCAGGAGAGGGAAAUAAAGCCGAAGGUGGAGCAGAUGCGAGGCCAGGUGCUUCCCACCUCCACCAUGCGGGAGAUCUAAGGCCGCGCACUGGAUCAUCCACCACGGGGGGAGAGGGAGUUUUUCCAUCACAUCAAACAUUAUUUUGUUUCAAAUUUUUAUUUAGUUUAGCUUUCUUUUUUUUGUUGUUGUUGUUGUUCAUUUCUAGUAGGGAUCUUGUGAAUGCUUGGCAUUGUGCCUGCAAGUUAGAGAGAGAGAGAGAGAGAGAAGGAUCUUCUCAGAAGUAGGUCAGAUCUUGCAAGAUAAAGCUGGCCAAAAUGGGAGUGACUCUAUCACUCAUGCUGAUAUGACAUCUUGCUUCCUUUUCUAAAUUUGCCUCUAUCCAAGUCCACUGGAUCCAUGACCGCUUGACCCCCCUGGCCGCUUCUUCUCUCAUCACCUUGGCCUGUGAGGUUUCGCCCUCGGAUCUUGUUUUCUUGCUUCCCCAACAUCCUUCCCCCUCUUCCAGCCUCUCCCAGAGUGCGAAUGGCUCUUUGUGGGACCACGGCUGCUAACGCGGCCAAAAUGAUGGCGGCGUACAGCGGAGGUGCUUCGGCGGUGGCGUCAGCAGCCCACCAUCCACACCACCACCAUCAGCUGGCGCACCUGCCCCCUCCGCACCAGAUCCACCACCAGCACCACCACCACGCCGGGCAGCACCAUCUCCAACAGCAGCAGCAGCAGCAUCCCGCUCCAGGUUCGGCCGCCGCCGUCCAUCCUGUUCAGCAGCAACAUGCGUCCGCCGCCGUCAUGCUCAACCCGAGCCAGCAGCAGCAGCAGCAACCAUAUUUUCCGUCGCCCGCACCCGGACAGGCUCCUGGUCCGGCUGCGGCUGCGGCGCCCGCUCAGGUGCAGGCUGCAGCCAUCAAGGCGCACCAUCACCACCAUCAACACCAUCUACAGCAGCAGCUGGACAUCGAGCCUGAUCGGCCUAUCGGAUACGGGGCAUUCGGCGUGGUCUGGUCUGUGACUGACCCCCGGGACGGUAAACGUGUGGCCCUCAAAAAGAUGCCCAACGUCUUCCAGAACCUCGUCUCCUGUAAGAGGGUCUUCCGCGAGCUGAAAAUGCUCUGCUUCUUCAAGCACGACAACGUCCUGUCAGCUCUGGACAUCCUGCAGCCUCCUCACAUUGACUACUUUGAGGAAAUCUAUGUGGUGACGGAGCUGAUGCAGAGUGACCUCCAUAAGAUCAUCGUGUCUCCGCAACCCCUCAGCUCCGACCACGUCAAAGUCUUUCUCUACCAGAUCCUUCGAGGUUUGAAGUAUCUGCACUCCGCCGGCAUUCUGCACAGAGACAUCAAACCUGGCAACCUUCUGGUCAACAGCAACUGUGUGCUCAAGAUCUGUGACUUCGGUCUUGCUCGGGUGGAGGAGCCUGACGAGUCGCGUCACAUGACGCAGGAAGUGGUGACGCAGUACUACCGCGCCCCCGAGAUCCUCAUGGGAAGCCGCCAUUACUCCAACGCCAUCGACAUCUGGUCCGUGGGCUGCAUCUUCGCCGAGCUGCUGGGCCGACGCAUCCUCUUCCAGGCCCAGAGCCCCAUCCAGCAGUUGGAUUUGAUCACUGACCUGUUGGGGACGCCGUCUCUGGAGGCCAUGCGGACGGCGUGUGAGGGAGCCAGAGCUCAUAUCCUGAGAGGACCACAUAAACAGCCCUCACUUCCUGUCCUUUACACCCUGUCCAGUCAGGCGACCCAUGAGGCAGUUCACCUGCUCUGCAGGAUGCUGGUCUUUGACCCGUCAAAGAGGAUCUCGGCUAAAGAUGCUCUGGCUCACCCGUACCUGGAUGAAGGGCGCCUGCGCUACCACACCUGCAUGUGUAAAUGCUGCUACACCACAUCGUCUGGCCGAGUUUACACCAGCGACUUCGAGCCCGUCACCAACCCCAAGUUCGAUGAUGGCUUUGAGAAAAAUCUAACAUCUGUGCGGCAGGUCAAAGAGAUCAUUCAUCAGUUCAUCCUGGAGCAGCAGAAGGGGAAUCGGGUACCUUUAUGUAUAAAUCCCCAGUCCGCUGCUUUCAAAAGCUUUAUCAGCUCGACAGUAGCUCAGCCCUCCGAGAUGCCUCCGUCUCCUCUGGUGUGGGAGUAGCUAAUGAUUAAUGAUGAACAUAACGAUGAUGAUGAUGAAGACAUGAAGGCGGUGGCGGUGGCCGCCCACCCCCCCAGACACAUGAACACACACGAACACACACCUCCGGACUACUGAUGCCCUUCAAAAAAAAAAAAAAAAAAAAAAAAAAAACCCUGCGUAGCAUUUCACUGGAGUUAGCACUUAGCCGAGCGGCUGACGUGUGUGUGUACUGUAAUACUAACUAAACCUAAAUGAAGUUGUAAAGAAGCAACCACUGCUGAUCGGGUCGAAGAAGUUUUGUGAAUAAAUAGAGAGCAAGGGGGCGGGCUGGGCGUGUAACGUACAGUAGAAGUAUUUCCACUACUCUGUAGUCUGUACAGUGGCAUAUGUAAGUGUAUGGGUGUGUGUGUGUGUGUGAGAGAGAAGUGUGUACACAUGUCGAAACACACAAUCACACGCCACCGGAUGAAGACGGACGGCCUCUGUGGACUAGAAUGUGUGUGCGAUGGAAGGAAGGCUGUUGCCAUUCAUCCGCUCUGUACGUCAUGCUUUAUUUAUUCACUGGUAGAGGGAACGGGUGCAAUCACUCCAUAUAGCACGGAGGGCAAAAGCGCACUCUCUACCUCUCUCUCCUUCUCUCUCACACACAUACACACACACACACACCCCUGCCUCCUAGCGCAUUUUCCAGCUCAUCACUGUUUCAUUAAUUUAUUUAAUACUAGUGAGUUAUUUCUUAGCUUGUUCUUUGUUUUAUUUUUAUUUUAUUUUAUUUUAGGUCGCUGUAUUUUGUCAUUUUAUGCUCUUUCUCACACUCUUUCAGAAGCAGCAUAAGAAAUCAGUAUUUCAGUACAUCAGAUUGCGUUACAGUGCAGAGAUACUAAUGGCAAAGCCGCUUAGAAGACUGCUGUACACGGUGGGCGUUGUUGUUUCUGUCAGUGUUUCAUACUGAAAUAUAAAAGAGCAGCAGGAAUCUGGGCCCAAAUAGUGAGGCGUCUCGGAUAAACGGGCCAAAAUAGAGAGUGGCGUCCCUCAAGGGUCAAUGCUGGGGCAAAUAUAGAGUGGCAUCCCUCACCCAGCGGUCACACUAGCAAGCGACAAAUCUCUCAUGUCGCUUGUCGUUUGUUUCUUGUGGGCACGUAGCGACUGAUACUGUCACAUUUUUAGUUCUGAUGAGUAAAUAGUAGUAUAAAUAUGCUCUAAAGAUGACUAGUUAAAUUAAAUAACACACUAAUCAGUGUGAAAUUUGGUUGUUUGAUUUACGUAUUACGUGCUAGGCUUUGUACUAGCUUCUUUCAUCAGAAUAGAUUAGCAAAGCAAGGUGACUGUACUAGAUACGCAGCCUCACCAGAGACUCCAACAGUCUCUGCUACUUCCUUUCAAGCUUUACUUUUCUUCGUAAUAUAUUCGUUACAAGUUGUUCAUCAAUUUUUGCGUCUCAAACUGUAAAUGUGAACGAAUUGCAGGUAAGAACUAAAGUCGUAAAUGGGGAACUGAAGAAACAUCGGACCACACUCUCCAUAGGACUGGUCCGAGGGAUCAUUUGAGCCGACCGUUUCAGUUUAUUUGUUGCUUUACUGCAUCAAUCAUACCUUUGCAGAGAAUUGAGAAAAUCUCAAUUCAAAUGUCAUUUGUUGCGGGAAUCUCGGCUUCGUGACGUGUACGUACAUAGAAAAUAAGCGAUUGCAUGUCGCUUUGGCGCUUGCUAGUGUGAACAUAGGACCAAGGUUAAAUGCUGAGGUAAAUAUAGUUCAUGAACGAAAGGGGAGACCACAAGGCAGUGGAGUAAAAUACAAAAUAAGUGGUUUCGAGAGAUCUACACUCAUUUCUUUUUACGUGAAUAAGCAUGAGUAGAGCUCGCGCAUAUACUCAGCUGCCAUCAUAAAAUAUGACUGAGCACUGUAAUGCCAGUAAUUACAUAACAGCUGAUAUAGAAGGAAUAUGGAUGUAAUUAUUUAUGAAGCUUGAACUGAGGACAGCAAUGAUUUUUCCAUAAACAUGAUGCGAUCAACAGCCAUUCCAUGUUAACCAUGAGAUAUUCCCAAAAAACUUGUUCCUAAAGAUAAUGUGCGAGUGAAUGUGCAUGUAUGAAUCCAAAGCAUGUGUUUCCGCCUGCCUGAGGCAUCGCACUGGCGAUCGCUAGGGUCAGGGUCAAUCCUCAACCCUGCAGUUUGUUUUUUUUUUUUUUUUUUUUUCCCUUCUUUUUAUUUCCUUUUGAAAUUUUUCGUUGUUGUUAUUGUUGAAGAACCCAGGGAAGGAAGGCAUAGUUUCACCUUCAUCUCUUUCACACUGUCCAUAACAUAAUCUCUCAGAAAGGAAAAAAAAUCUCUCGAAAAUAAACAAUAUUUAAUAUAUUUUUUAGAGGACUAUUUUUUAAUUUCUUCCUUAAAUGUGCUAUGGCAUGCUUUCCUCAUGAUCCACUGAAUAUGGUAUGUAAAUAAGUGAGUAGUUGAUAGAUUUCAAUGGAGAAUAAAACUACAGUGAAAAGAAAGAUGUGCCGUACAUAAAAAAAAGAAAAAAAAAGGAGAAAAAGAAGAAUCAAACACAAAGCAGUACUGCUGUAUAGAGGUCGCAUUAGCCUGCACAUUUUUUAGGGCUGUGAAAUUUGAUUUUAUUUUUGAGACUUGCAUAUAAUUGUACAUAUAUUUUUUUUUUUCUUUUUUUUCAGUUUUUUUUUUUCCCUGCACUAAAAAAGUGUAGAUAAAAGCAUAAUCCAGAACAGUAUGAUUAUGGAAACAAAUGACACAUAACCAAUUAUGUUAAUUGUCUUGUGUGUACUGCAAAGCUGUGGAUAUGAGUAGUCUAAUGAAGUAGAACCCUUUAUUAUUAUUAUUAUUAUUAUUAUUAUUAUUAUUAUUUGAUUUUUCUUUAAGGAAACACUGAACUGUUUGUGUAUAUGUAUAUAAUGAAUUCACAUUGUUGGUCUCUACCUCUGGAGCUCAGUGACUUGGUUGUUUACCUCCACACAUUUUUAAUUUAAUGUGGAGAUUUAAAAACUUGAAUGUCCCUUCCAACUUUUAUAUUCCUAGAAAACCCUGUGCAAAAAAAAUUACAAAAAAAAUACUUAAAAUAGCAAUUGGUUGGAGGAGGGCCCAUCCUAUCCUUGUAUAAAAUUCCAUAUUUCCACGUUUUCCCAACUCAGUGUUUUUCCGACUGUUAGAUCACACCAAUCAUUUUUGUCAUGCGAUUACAACCCAUGAUGAUUGAGAUGAUUGGUAUUCUUUACUGAAAGAUGUUGCAUUCAAAUUUGAAGUACAAAUAAAUGGCAGUGCUAAAAGUUUUAAGCAGGUAUAGCAUGUUGAAGAUAACCAUUGCCAGACUAAAUGGAGUGCGUUUUCAAGAAAAAGACUAACAUGUAACAUGCGUUGGGCCAACUCAAGAAAAAAACAAAGGUACUACUCAUGCUGUCAAACAUUUUUAUAAGACAUUUGAAGUUUCUACUCAGAGGUAAUGGUAUUUGCAUACAUUUUAUGAUAUAUAUAUGCUUAAAAUAAGGAGAUAGCUUUGGAUGGCAUGAAAACAGAGGUGGGGAUCAGAAGGGACCGGAAGGACUCCAGAUGUAUUAUGUGUUUGAAAAAAAAAUAAAAAAUACAAAAAAAGUGGCCGGUCUCUUUACAAAAGUGUAGAUUUGAAGUACAGUGGUGAAGCUCAUUAAAUGUUGACAUUUAUGAAAACGAAACAAA